GGAGGAAAGUUUUCUCAGACGGGACAGCGUUGCCUAGCAGCUGGGCAGAGGACUCCUGCUACUUGCCUUUAUACAGUCACCCGCAUAUCGAGGAAGAGCGGAUAUCUCCCCUCUCUGUCGCCCUCUUGCAGUCCAUACUGACAAACAUGACCCAGACCGUGACACUAAAGGGACCCUCUCCGUGGGGCUUUCGGCUGGUGGGAGGACGGGACUUCAGCACACCGUUAACCAUCUCCAGGGUAACACCAGGCAGCAAGGCAGCCCAAGGUGACCUGUGUCCAGGCGACACCAUCUUGGCUAUCAAUGGUGACAGCACAGAGCUCAUGACACACAUGGAGGCUCAGAACAGGAUCAAAACCUGCACUCAGCAGCUCACACUUAACAUCAGCAGGUCGGGAUCAGGAGACAGAGUGUGGUCGCCAACAGUUAGUGAAGAUGGCAAGACAAGCCCUUACAUGGAGCCUGACUCACAGAAUUUCCGUCCCAUCACCAGUGGAUAUGUUGGCUCCAGUCGCAAACCUUCAUACACCCCUGAACCCCAGAGCCCACAGGCUCCUCAGUAUCAGCAGGUUCCCCAUUCCCCGCAGGCUCCCCAGCCCACUCACCUGAAUAACGGACACGCCAGACCCAACAACGGCCACAGCUACGGAUACGGAAAUGGAACCGGGCACGCUCAGUACAACAACCCAGCAGGACUUUAUUCCCACAACGGCAGCAACGGAGACAGAUCUCUGCCAAGCAAGAUGGGAGGGCUUAGCCUCAGCGCCACACAUAGCCCAGAGCCUCCAACACACUCCCCUGUGGGCCGUAAUGGUUUCGACCCACGCUCAGAUGUCUACAAGAUGCUGCAGGACUACGAGGAGCCUGCCUCUGCACCCAAACAGUCCGGCUCCUUCAAAUACCUGCAGGGAAUCCUGGAGGCUGAGGAUGGAGGUGUGUCCCCAACAGAGAGAAUGAGAAACUUAAAGUCUCCAAUCAGGUCUCCAAUUCCCAAACUGGGAAGCCCCAUCCCCAUACCCAGCCCCAUGUCUGGUCUGCAGAAGUUACCCCAGUGCACACGCUGCUGUAAUGGCAUUGUUGGCACCAUCGUGAAGGCCAGAGACAAGCUCUACCACCCCGAGUGCUUUAUGUGCGAUGACUGCGGCAUCAACCUCAAGCAGAGAGGCUACUUCUUCAUUGAGGACAAUCUGUACUGUGAGACCCACGCCAAGGCACGCGUCCAGCCCCCAGAGGGUUACGACGUUGUUGCUGUUUACCCCAACUCCAAGGUGGAGCUCGUCUGAGAUGGAGAAGAAGCUGGCUAUACUCUAAUAUAACUGGGAAACUAAAAUCUGGGAGAAGGGGCUACUGAGUAUCGUGGCCUACAUUUAUCAGGCUCUGUCAAGCAGGAAUGCCGAUCUUGGAUCAGUUUUGCCUUUGAGAGAGCCCUAUGAAAUGUGUGUUUCAGUGAUCCAAGAUCAGCAUGUCUCCACUGACAGUCUUGAUAAAUGGGUAUAUUGAGCGCCUGAAAUACGUUGACAGAUAUCAGAAAUACUCAAACCCAUUACAAAGCUGGCAUUAUAUGUCCCAACUUUACAGCCGUCAUCUCUCAAUCAGUGUUUACAUUGUCUUCAUCUGAGUAAAAAAUACUGAAGCAGUUAAGGUCAUGUUCAGAUAUGACCUUGAAAUCCACAUAACAAGCACAGAAUAUUACCAGAAUAUUCCACGAGACAAGAAAUGCACAGAUAACAGAGUAAGAUGUCUCUGCAGUUUGAAAUGACUACACCAGUAUACCACAGCUAUCUGACUGUGUAACAAUCAGCACAUGAGUUUAAUACCAGCAUAAUAUUCAACGUCCCAUGACAACCCUCACUCAAGCCUUAAAAUAACUACACUAGUGUGUGUGUGUGUGUGAUAUGGGUUAUCACAAGAGAAUUUUAAGUUGAUUAGUGUAAUGAACUUUGCAGAGAAGUCAGAGGUUUUUCUACCUUCUAUUUUUUCAUUUAACUAUUAUAAGGACAGUUUCCCAUGCAGCAAAGCACACUACAAGUCAGCCAAAUGAUAUGUUGUUUUAGUUUCGGUAAAGGGUUUAAAAGUUUCAAUGUAUUUUUAACUAUGUUACAGUUACACAUUAUACUCCUGUUGCAGAUGGACUUCUGCAUUUUAUAAUUUACAUCUAUACAGUUCAUUUUUCAGACUUUCUAUGUUCAUUUCUACAAACAUUUCUGUUUGACAGACACUUUUUCUGCCUACUUUUCAGUUAUGGGAAACAAUAAGCAAUAAUUCAUUAUAAGCAGAUCUCUUAACAAGUGUAAUUGUGAGUUUCUGGAAUGUGUUUCAGUAUGCCUUGGUGAAUGGGGUUACCGAACUAUAAGUUAUAGUAAACGCCUCCGUAUGCAGCUAUCAAAGCACUUCCCUCUGAAAUGUAAAUAAAACCCAGCAGGUGACAUCCUCAGAGUCAUGUGACGAGCUACACUCUUAGAAAUAAGGGUUCCAAAAGGGUUCUUACUGAGACUAAUGCUUCAGUUGAAAGUUGAAGAAGGGUUCUUGGUAAGACUAAGGGUUUCAUUAAGGCGCCUUUUUAUCCAAAGAAUCCUUUUUGAAAGAAAGACUUCUUCAAGGACUGUUGAAAGAUCCUUAUACUCAAAUCUGGAAUCCCCAUAAUCAGCUCAUUUUACUUGUGUUCUGCCAUAGUGGAUGUCUUCACCAUCUUUUUAUGCCAUACAAUAUGGCAUGGUCUGGCAAAAUCCAUUUUUCAUGUGUACCCAGUACUUGGCCUUUUGUAAUCAUUUCCAAUUUGGAACCUGGUUUUGGUUCCUAACCCUGCGCCACUGAAAUAAUAAAGGCUAUAGUAGUUGUGAUCUCACGAAAUCUCCACCCCCUAAAAACAUGAUUAUGAACCCUGACGGCUGUGGGCUGUGCUCGACCACAUCAGCCCAAAGCAGAUGGACGCAGUUCCUUUGGCCCCCAGACUAACCUGUUUAACUAAAACCAUCAUUAGUGGGAGAAAGAUUUAUGGGAAAUGUAGUCAGUUACUGUUUUUAGAGCCUUGCUGGGCGUGUUCUUGGUAAAACCCUUGGAAUAUAAUAGGGUUUUCAGUAGAAACCCUUGGGUGGGUUCUUGUUAGCACCCUUAGAAGGUUCUGAAUCCCAAGAGAGGUUUCUGGGUGGAACCAUUAUACCAUAGAAAGGUAGAACCUCUCAUAGGGAUUUCUGCACGGAAGCUUUCACAGAUGGUUCUAGGUAUAACCCUUAUAGGGACAAGCUGAAGAGCCUCUAUGCUUUUAGGUAACAACUUUAUUUCUAAGAGUGUAUAGAACAUUGUCAAAAUCAGUUCAAAGAAUUUCUCCCAGAUGUAAUCACAACAACCUCAAUUUAUAAACAACUAAUUGCAAGAAACGAGACUUUAAUGAUGACAUGAUUUCGCCUAAUGCAGUGCAUGCAAGCAUUGAUGACAUUUUGAUACACAUCCACACAAGAUUGUAACUGAAGUGCUCUCCAGCACCUGACUGUGAGAGGAAUUUCAACUCUCACUCAUGUUCACACUGAGGAAUUCCAGUUCAUAAAAACAAGAGCACGGGGUUCACGGGGUCUGUUUAUCGAAAACACUCCAUUUUGACACCAAUAUGCUCUUCGCCUCGCAUGACAACUUUUAAAAAAUGGUCAUGUGCAUUUGAGACUGGAGACACGGCCGUGGAAAACUGUCCACAGCCUUCAACAUGUGGGAGUAAUAUUCACCUUGUUUAGCUUUUUGGAGCCACAACAUAGAUACAUUACAGUUCCUCUUUGGGAGAGAGAAAAAGACAGAAGUUGGAGGGAUGCAUAGCUGUAUUCCCCUCCUACUAUAAACUCAAAUUGUCUGCUCACAGCCAAGUCCAUGAAGCAAAUGAAAUAUACUUCUACAUUUCCUCAGAGAGAGGGGGAACACAAAGGGAGGGAGACGAGAAAGAGAAAUGACAGGACAGCAUGUAUUUUAUUUUCUUGACAGAAAUUCUUUGUGGAAGAAAGAAGCGUGUCAUUAUGACUCCAGUAUGUGGCCAUUAGUCUUGGCUUAUUGUGAAUAGUGAAGUAAAGUGGUUGGAGAAGAGUGAUUGUAUUCUUAAUUAUAGAAAUGUUUCUAACAAAACUACUUUUUUUUUAUUUGAAAUGAGAAAAUAAAUUUUGCAGUGCUCGUUCUUUUCUGUUCUUUUCUAUCAACGGUGAUGUGUAGCUGCUGGUAUGCCAUCUAUACUAGUUAUCUUGUAAAUUAUGUGAAAAUUAUAUUGCUACCACGUUUCUUUGGUAUUGUACAUAUUUGUUUAAUCGUGAUUCCUUUAACAUACAGUGCGUAACAUGUUACACACGUGCCUUUGCAUACCCUUUGUCUUUAAAAUGAUUUCCUUGACACAAAUCUUCUUCUUGUGUUUAACUUAUUGUUCUACCAACACGUUUUUGUUUUUGUUUUUUUUUGUUCUGGAGCUUCUUUGUUUCUAGGAUCUAAAUAAAAUAAGAAGUGCAUUACCAUGA
Epinephelus fuscoguttatus (brown-marbled grouper) is the source of this 4484-nucleotide messenger RNA. RefSeq names its product PDZ and LIM domain 4 (gene pdlim4). The record is from RefSeq and is a predicted model, not a curated record. The transcript is spliced from 7 exons. Bases 147 to 1283 code for a protein of 378 amino acids. Gene Ontology annotation, molecular function: muscle alpha-actinin binding; actin binding. NCBI's taxonomy places the organism in Eukaryota, Metazoa, Chordata, Actinopteri, Perciformes, Serranidae. Gene Ontology annotation, cellular component: Z disc; adherens junction; filamentous actin. Gene Ontology annotation, biological process: muscle structure development; actin cytoskeleton organization; heart development.